CGACUGUGCGGAAAUUCAAUUAGCUGCCAAUUAGCUGUAUGUACCCUGCCAAUUAUUUUUUUAGAUGAUAAAUAUUUUUGGGUUAAAACUGUAUGUACCCUGCCAAUUAGCUGCGUCCCCCGGCGAGAGUGCGAUAGUGAGGUUGAGUCCAGUGGAACCCCCUGACCGCCGCCGAUGAAGGUCCCUUGGUGACCUCCAGCUCCGGCACCUUGCCGUCGCCGUCGUCUCUGUCCAAAUCUAGACCAGAACCACCAGGGUGGAAGAGCAAGUCAACAUCCCCAAAAGUCAAAAAGCAAUGGCGAGCUUAAUGCAACUAUGGAAUGACUGGCAAAUUCAGCUGCUGGUUGUCCUCAGCUUCAUGUUGCAAAUCUUCCUCUUCUUUUCUGGUAGCCUCAGACAACGAAGCAAUAGUGGAUUUCUUAGGGUUAUCAUUUGGUUGGCCUAUCUGGGGGCAGAUAUGGUUGCGGUCUAUGUCCUGGGCCAACUCUCCCGGCAUGAAGAUUUUGCUACUCAAUGCAAUGGAAAUGACAUGUUUGGAGGAGCCCAUCCGCUCGCGUUCUUUUGGACGCCUUUCCUCCUCGUCCAUCUUGGCGGGCAAGACACUGUCACCGCCUUCUCUAUCGAUGAUAACAGAUUGUGGCUGCGGCAUUUGCUGAACCUUGUGAUCCAAGUUGUUCUAGCUCUAUAUGUCUUCUGGAAGUCAAAAGAAAGGAACCAUCUUUUAGUACCAGCCGUCUUUAUGUUCAUUGCUGGGAUUAUCAAGUAUGGGGAGAGGACAUUGGCACUGAAGUCUGCAAGUCCAAAGGGUCUCAGAAGCUCCACAAGCAACAAAACUAGCAAAUUGCCUGAGCUGAACUUUGGAGAUGUUAGCUAUUCUGGCAUUUUCAGUUGUGCUCUUCAUACAGCGCCAGGUGUUCGAGAUGUCUUUGCUGGACGAACAGUCUCCCAGAUGAAACGCAAUAGUCGACAGCCAUUUACGCUGGUAGGUUAUGGAAGGUAUAUACAGGAUGUAGGGAAUAUGAAGAUGUUAGAGAUUGAGCUUGGCAUGAUGUACGAUGACGUUUACACAAAGGCAAUGGUGCUUCGGACAUGGACGGGGAACAUUCUUCGGCUCUUAGCACAAAUCUCCAUGGUGGUUGCACUCGUGUUCUUCAUUGUAAGCGAUCAUAGAAGAUAUGGUAGAGCUGACAUUGUGAUGACCUAUGCAUUAUUCAUUGGAGGGUUUUGUCUAGAAGUAUGUUCAAUUUUCAUGAUGAUGGUCUCACCAUGGACAUGGGCAUUCUUGAAAGCUCGAAGGUGCCAUAGGCUCGCCAGCGUGUCCUGGAAAUUUCUCUCGUUUGUCUGGCCAAAGAAGAGGUCAUUCUGGUCGAACUCUAUGGGGCAAUACAACCUUUUGAACUCAUGCAUGGAUGACUGGUCGAGGCCUAAAGUAAUUGCGAAGGCGAUGAAUGCAAUCGGCAUUGAAAGGCUCUGGAGCAACUUCCGACACAGCAAGCAUGUCAAGGCCGACAUGGAGAUGAUCAUGGCAUUUGUGGAACAGCGCCAUUACCCAAUCGAGUUGUUCCUGACCAUCAGAGGGGAGACAGAGCAUCUGCGCAGGCCCAAUCUCGGUCCAGCAUUGGAACGUACACUGACCAUGCCCUUUGAGUAUGCCAUUAUUCAGUUACAUGUAUUCACAGACUUGUUCUUGAGCUUACAUUCAUAUGAUCCAGACUGUGGCCCUCCAAUCAGCGCAGAUGAGGUGUCAUCACUUAGGGUUGCCUGUGAAAAGUUGUCUAACUACAUGCUCUACCUCCUCGUCGCAAAUCCAUCCAUGUUGCCCAUCGCCGGUGAUGCUGAAGAUGCACUAUCAGAAUUCUCCAGGGAGAUCAAGGUCAGCCCCUGCAACAGCAAGAAAGAUAUCCUGGAUGAACUAGCUAAGCCAGGAAAUGAUCCACUCGUGAUACAUCUGCUGAAUUACGCAGAAUCCAAUCUGUCAUUCCAGGAAACUUUGGUCGCGAUCAGGGAUGUGUGGAUGAGGCUGCUCUUCUACGCCGCUGGCAAAUCACGCGCCGAAGUGCACGCAGAGCAGCUGGGCAAAGGAGGCGAACUUCUCACCUUUGUUUGGUUAUGGAUGUCCCAUUACUCCCUGGGCGAUGUUGGCCAUGCUAUCGACCUCUAUGUACCAUCAGGUCGCCCGGAGGAGCAGAUGAUCGAGGGAUCUCGUUAUUCCGCCUUUGAUUUUCGGCAAACAUGAGUCAUUGAUCGACAUAUUCAGGGGUUGUUGCAUGUAUUUGCGAGUGCAAUUCUGAAUGUUCUUGAAGAUGAUGUCUGAUACUCUUGCCUAAUCUGGUGUAUGCUUUUGAAAUAUCUUUGGUUUUUUUGGCACAUGUAAAAUCUGUAAGAGGUUCGCUUUGGCUUUCUUUUAU
Molecule: messenger RNA, 2408 nt
Organism: Phragmites australis (common reed)
Lineage: Eukaryota; Viridiplantae; Streptophyta; Magnoliopsida; Poales; Poaceae
Exons: 2
Coding region: 296-2236 (646 amino acids)
Source: RefSeq, a predicted model, not a curated record